GGCGACAAGAACCAAAUACGUUCGGACAAAAAAACAAAGUCGACCCAAGUCAGCCGGGCGCGAAAAAGACCUCCACAGGGACUACCCUGAUCGAUUCGAUCUACCAUCAUCAUGGCGCGACGGCCGCACAUUACGCUGAUGCUCGUCGUCGGCGUCAUUCUCUUUGUGUUUACGACCUACAUGCUCUCCUCGAGUGGCUCCUCGGGGGUGGUACAGCAUUCAGAGACUCUCGAUUUAGGCGGAAGUAGCGGCAGCGGAGAUCACAAGAGUGCCAGUGGCGAUGGCGGCAGCAAGUCCGCGUUUGGCAUAUCGGAUAACAUCCUCAAGGGCGGCUCUAUCGCGCCCAAGCUGGAGAAUGCGACGGCCAAAGCAGAACUAGGCCGCGCUUCCUGGCGUCUCUUCCACACCAUGAUGGCGCGCUUCCCCGAGACCCCGACCGCCGAAGAAUCGUUGGCUUUGAAAACCUACAUCCAGCUGUUCGCGCGCCUCUACCCCUGUGGCGACUGCGCAUCGCACUUCCAGAAGCUGCUAAAGAAGUAUCCACCGCAAACGAGCGGGCGCAACGCGGCGGCCGGAUGGGCCUGCUUUGUCCAUAAUGAGGUCAACAAGCGCCUCAAGAAAGAGCAAUUUGACUGUAACAAGAUUGGGGAUUUCUAUGAUUGUGGCUGUGGAGAUGAGGGUGCCAAAAAGGCGGGGGAAGCUGGCGCUGGGGCAGAGGUCAAAACAGAGACAAAGAAGGGAGGAGAUCUCAAGAUGGAUUGAGGGUUGAAUAGGAGGAAAAGUUAAUUCUGCACUUGUAGGGAGGUGAGAACCACGCAUGGACAUCAAGUGACCUUGAGCGGCGUAUGCCGGUAUGCCC
Messenger RNA from Neurospora hispaniola, 859 nucleotides. RefSeq names its product ERV/ALR sulfhydryl oxidase domain-containing protein. Gene Ontology annotation, cellular component: mitochondrion. The transcript is spliced from 2 exons. Bases 112 to 762 code for a protein of 216 amino acids. Lineage: Eukaryota; Fungi; Ascomycota; Sordariomycetes; Sordariales; Sordariaceae. The record is from RefSeq and is a predicted model, not a curated record. Gene Ontology annotation, molecular function: flavin adenine dinucleotide binding; flavin-dependent sulfhydryl oxidase activity.